UCAAACCCUAAUUAAACCAUCUUUCGCUCACUCUUACCGCCGCCACCACUGACUCAGUUGCGUAGCACCGCCGGGCCCGGGUUAGUUUUGAUUCCCGUGGCCGAAGAAUGGGAGUUCCAUCGUUCUACAAAUGGCUUCUCGAAAGUUUCCCUCUCUCGGUGGUCGACGUCGUAUUCGAUCCGUCGCCGGCGCCGGACCUCACUGGAGCUAAUCCUAACGGCAUGGAGUUCGACAAUCUCUACCUCGACAUGAACGGCAUCAUCCACCCCUGUUUCCACCCCGAGGGAUUGCCUGCUCCGAAGACGUACGAGGAGGUUUUCAAAUCUGUGUUCAAGUACAUCGACAAAGUUUUCUCCGUCGUCAGACCUCGGAAGCUGUUAUACCUGGCAAUCGAUGGUGUUGCGCCUCGAGCUAAGAUGAAUCAGCAACGGACUCGCCGAUUCCGGGCUGCUAAGGAUGCGGCUGAUGAGAUGAGUUUCAUGGCUCCUCGCAAAGAGGAGAUUGGCGGGAGUGUCUCUGAAUCACAAGAAAAGUCUACUUGUUUGGAGCAGUCUAGUAAACUUGAUUCAAAUGUCAUCACACCUGGAACUGAAUUCAUGGCAUUGUUGUCUUCAGCUCUUCAUUAUUAUAUACACUUGAGAAUGAACGAGGAGCCAGGGUGGCAGGGAAUCAAGGUAAUACUUUCUGAUGCCUGUGUACCUGGUGAGGGGGAGCAUAAAAUAAUGUCUUAUAUCCGCUCGCAGCGGAAUCUGGAUGGUUUUGAUCCAAAUACGAGACAUUGUUUGUAUGGCCUGGAUGCAGAUCUUAUCAUGCUUGCACUAGCGACACACGAAAUCCAUUUUUCGAUUCUGAGAGAGGAUGUUAAAAAACCAAGUUCGUUUAAGAAAUCUGGAAGGUAUUCUUCGCAGAUAGUUCCACUACAAGUAGAAGUGGUCAGUGAGACUACGGAAGACUACAUUUCAAAGCUGAAAUUUCAGUUUCUCCAUGUUUGGAUCCUUAGAGAGUAUUUAUCAUAUGCUAUGGAAAUCCCAGACCAGAAGGAUGGAGAUUUGGAGCGUCUCAUUGAUGAUUUUGUCCUCAUUUGUUUGUUUGUGGGAAAUGACUUUCUACCUCACAUGCCUUCACUGGAAAUAUCUGAGGGGGCUAUUGAUUUGCUCAUGACAAUUUACAAAAAGGAAUUUGUAAGAAUGGGCGGUUACAUAACUAAAUCUUUUAAGGUAAAUUUGAAUAAGAUGAAGUACUUUUUAGAAGCCGUGGGAUCUCAUGAAGGUGCCAUCUUGAGAAAACGUGGGCAGAAAAAAAAGGAGAGGGAUUUCCUGGAUCGGCGUUUUUCAAAGAAUACUAGUGUUAGAACAACACCUGUUGGUGGAGAUUCAAUGAACUCCCGUGCGCUGGAGGUUCGAGCACCAAAAGGAUCCGUCUCACUUAGCACAACUACAAAAGUUGACAAGAUUAAAUACGGAGAAGUGGGUUGGAAAGAGAGAUAUUAUGCUGAAAAAUUUGAGGCUGAAACUGAGGAUGACUGUGAGAGAAUUCGGCAAGAUGUGGUGUUGAAAUAUACAGAGGGCAUUUGCUGGGUUAUGCAUUACUAUUAUGAAGGUGUAUGCUCCUGGCAAUGGUUUUAUCCUUAUCAUUAUGCUCCAUUUGCUUCAGAUUUCCAUGAUAUUGGAAAAUUGAAGAUUCAAUUCACACUUGGGCAACCCUUUAAACCAGUUGAUCAGUUGAUGGCUGUAUUACCUUCUGCAAGUGCACACGCUGCUCUUCCGUUGUUUUAUAGGAAGCUUAUGACUGAAACGUCAUCACCUUUAUUCGCUUUUUAUCCUACGGAUUUUGAGCUUGAUUUGAAUGGAAAACGGUUUUCUUGGCAAGCUAUCUGUAAACUUCCAUUCAUUGAAGAGUCCCUACUUCUUUCAGAGAUUGCAAGAGUAGAACACACAUUGACGGAUGAGGAGAGACGAAGGAACCGUUUGGGCUUGGAUGUACUUUUCGUUCACAGUUCUCAUUCUUUUUCAGAGAGUUUAGUUCUUUUCAGUCAAAGAAAUGAGUUGGUGGCUCAAGUUAAAGAGAAAAUUAACCCAAAAUUCAGUGCCGGAAUGAAUGGGUACAUGUUCAUUCCUGAUAAAACUGUGAAGCCGGAGCAAAUAGAUUCGCCAAUUGAUGGAAUGGAGAUGAUUGCAAAUAAUAAAGUCUUGUCCUUGUUCUAUGAUAAUCCUCGCUUCCUAGGGCAUAUUCCUAGACCGCCAGAGAAAGUUGCAUGGCCUAGCAAGUGUAUCUGCAAGAAAGACAUUAAACCUAAACCAUUUUUGUGGCAUGAGCAGACAGCUGUUGUUGGACGGUUACAUUCUCUAAUGCCCAUCCGCAAUUCUGUCUCUGGCUCCCAUCUUGCAAAAUCAGCUCGUCAACUUGUGUUGACGUGGUGCCUUGAAAUGCAGCAAAAGAGCACAGGAUCUCUGGAAGGCGGUGAAGGUGCAAGUGCAGAUGGAGUGUUGUGCUGUGAACAUUCGAGAACAGUUUGCCCCGGUGGUGUUGGUGCAAAUGGACCUCCAACCGUUCCAUGUACAGUAGAAGUGGCAUCUGUAGGUGAUACUGCAGGUGACAAGAGUUGCAGUAAUGGCGGUGAUGGAAUAUCAUCUGCUCGUAAAAGUAAGAAGCGAAGAUGGAAAAGCAAACAGAUCAAUGAUUGUGAAUUAAUGGCGUCACGUUCAAAUUUACAAGGAACAUCAUCUGCACAUGUCACUGGAGAUGAUAAGAGUUGCAGUAAUGGUCGAUCUGAUGGACAAGUUGUUGUCGUUCUGGAUAACAAUCAACGCAGAGAUGAAUCGACACACCAAUUGGUGGUGGAUCGGACAGAUGAUGAUAAAAGCAGCAUUUAUCGUGAACUUCGGAAGCGUAUAAAGAUGUUUAAACGAAAUAAAGGGGGUAUAGUCCCCAAUGUCAAUGUAGAUGGAUUAUCUUGCAAUAUGAAUUUGAAAAAAGGAAUUUGUGCUGAUGAGACUCCAUGUGAGAAAACCAUAGCAGCAGAUGAAUUGAGGACACAAGCUGUUGGUGUUCCAGAUAACAAUCAAGGUGGAGAUGAAUCAACACACCAAUUGCAGGAUCAAACAGCUGGUGAUAAAAGGAGCACUGAUGGUGGAUCUGGUAAGCGUAAACAGAACAAUGAUUGUGAAUUCUCUGAUCACUCUUUGGGUGCAAAUGGAAUGGUGUCACGUUCAAAUUUACAAGGAACAUCAUCUGCACAUGUCACUGGAGAUGAUAAGAGUUACAGUAAUGGUCGAUCUGAUGAACAAGCUGUUGUCGUUCCAGAUAACAAUCAACGCAGAGAUGAAUCGACACACCAUUUGGUGGUGGAUCGGACAGAUGGUGAUAAAAGCAGCAUUUAUGGUGAACUUCGGAAGCGUAUAAAGAAGUUUAAACGGAACAAAGGCAGUAUAGUCCCCAAUGUCCAUGUAGAUGGAUUAUCUUGCAAUAUGAAUUUGAAAAAAGGAAUUUGUGCUGAUGAGACUCCAUGUGAGAAAACCAUAGCAGCAGAUGAAUUGAGGACACAAGCUGUUGGUGUUCCAGAUAACAAUCAAGGUGGAGAUGAAUCAACACACCAAUUGCAGGAUCAAACAGCUGGUGAUAAAAGCAGCACUGAUGGUGGAUCUGGUAAGCGUAAACAGGACAAUGAUUGUGAAUUCUCUGAUCACUCUUUGGGUGCAAAUGGAAUGGCGUCACGUUCAAAUUUACAAGGAACAUCAUCUGAACAUGUCACUGGAGAUGAUAAGAGUUUCAGUAAUGGUCGAUUUGAUGAACAAGCUGUUGUCGUUCCGGAUAACAAUCAACGCGGAGAUGAAUCGACACACCAAUUGGUGGUGGAUCAGACAGAUGGUGAUAAAAGGAGCAUUUAUGGUGAACUUCGGAAGCGUAUAAAGAAGUCUAAACGGAGCAAAGGGAGUAUAGUCCCCAAUGUCCACAUAGAUGGAUUAUCUUGCAAUAUGAGUUUGAAAAAAGGAAUUUGUGCUGAUAAGACUCCAUGUGAGAAAACCAUAGCAGCAGAUGAAUCGAGGACACAAGCUGUUGGUGUUCCAGAUAACAAUCAAGGUGGAGAUGAAUCAACACACCAAUUGCAGGAUCAAACAGCUGGUGAUAAAAGCAGUACUGAUGGUGGAUCUGGUAAGCGUAAAACGAAACAGAGACGUAAAAAAGGCAAUAAGUUAAUUCCCAAUGAGGAUGGAGGUACAGUUGGAUUAUCUUCCAAUUUUAAUUUAGAGAAAGGAAUUUGUGCUGAGGGUCAAGGUGAGAAAACCAUAGUAGCUGAAUUAAGUAAACAAGCCGUUGGUGUUCAAGGUAAAGAGGAAUUGGCAUGCCAAUUGCUGGUGGAUCAAACAGCUGAUGAUAAAAGCAUCGUCCAUGAAGGUAAGGAUGGAAUAUCUUGCCAUGUGGAUUUGGACAAAGGAAUUUUUGCAAAGGGGGCGCAUCGUGGAAAAACCAUAGCAGCAGUUGUUACGAGAAAACAAGUUGGUGUUCCAGAUAAAAAUCAAGGUGGAGAUGAAUUGACAUACCAAUUGCAGAUCAAUCAAAAAGCUGGUGGUGAAAGCAGCAUUGAUGGUGGAUCGAGGAAACGAAAACAAGAACAAAGACAGAAGAGAGGGACUGCCAUUCCAGAUGAGUACGUGGGGCUGGAUGGAUUGGCUUGCUGUUCGAAUUUGGUAGAGACAGUUUGUGCAAGUGGGCAUGAAGGUGAUAAAAAAAAAGUUUGUGGCAAAUCAUUGGGACCGAAACAGGGACAGGAAAAACGUAAUGUUAUACCAGACAACAUUGUUGGAGGCAUAGAAUCAACAUUUUCAACUUUGAGGGAAGCCGUCUAUGCGACUCCGACUGAAACUAAAGGAAACUGAUGGAUGGCCAUGUGGGUGAAGAUGGAUUUGGCGUGCCAUUUAAACCCCAAGGAGAUGGUUCUUGUUAACGAGUCUGCAGAUGAUGAAAAUAGCCAAACUAAGAAACGGAGACGUAAGAGAGGAAAGGGCAAAGGAAAGGGAAAACUAGUUGAAGACCCUGAUAACUGCUUUACCAGCCUGGAUAAUAAUGCAGUCCGGUGCAAUUCAAAUACCAGAGACUGCGGUUCGUGCCAGUGUAACUGGAGGUGAUAAAAGUUCCUUUGAGUUGGAGGUCAUGUUUCAACAUAAAAGUCAAUUAGAAGAGAGUUCAGGACCAAAAAUUUUGUUUCACUAUAUUCCUAGUUAUGCAGCUGAAAAUUUUUGUUUUCUUGUUUUUUUUGUUUUUGUUUUUUUUUUCCUCCCUCCCCGCUAAAAUUCAGGUACUCAACAGAGGGCUGUACUUGAUAUAGUUUGUUCUGAGGGUGACUUUUAAAAAGAUGUCACCACAAGCUUUGGCUGCUUGAGUUUCUAUUUGUUUACCUCGUAAUUCAUUUUGAUUUUCAUCUACGAAUGUGCUUUGUAUUGGGGAAAGUCACCUGCUUGUACUUUAUUGAGGGUUGCCCAAUCCUUGUGCUUAUUCUUGUUUUGGUUAUGGAAACAUUCUAGUUAUAUUUGUUGUUU
Molecule: messenger RNA, 5537 nt
Organism: Morus notabilis
Lineage: Eukaryota; Viridiplantae; Streptophyta; Magnoliopsida; Rosales; Moraceae
Exons: 23
Coding region: 108-4877 (1589 amino acids)
Biological process (GO): nuclear-transcribed mRNA catabolic process
Cellular component (GO): nucleus
Molecular function (GO): RNA binding; 5'-3' RNA exonuclease activity
Source: RefSeq, a predicted model, not a curated record